AGUACUAUUUGAGUAGGGCGUGCCCGUCUGGAAAUCACGUAGUAAGUGUGUGUGUCCUGACAGCAACAACGGACAGGCUUAAACAAAUGCGCUUCAGAAGUUUUGCAUUGAAACAUAUUACAUCACAGUGUGUGCUAAAUAAGCAGUAGCAUUGCAAAUUAUUAUUUCGUUACCAAGAGAAUGGGACGGAAGGUCACUCUUGCAACGUGUUCAUUGGAUCAGUGGGCUUUGGACUUUGACGGCAACUUUGAGAGAAUAUUGAAAAGUAUUGAGAUUGCAAAGGAAAAUGGAGCCAAAUAUAGAUUGGGCCCAGAGCUGGAAAUCUGUGGGUAUGGUUGUGCAGACCACUUUCAUGAAUCGGAUACAUUGCUACACUGCUUUGAAGUUCUCAAGAAGCUUCUAGAAACUCCCAUCACUUUGGACAUUAUCUGUGAUGUGGGAAUGCCCGUCAUGCAUCGCAACGUACGCUACAACUGCCGGGUGAUUUUUCUCAACAGACAAAUCCUACUUAUCCGCCCAAAAAUGCUGAUGGCCAACCAUGGCAUCUACAGAGAGGUGCGCUGGUUCUCACCCUGGACAAAGUCUCGGACAGUAGAGGAAUACUUCCUACCAAGAAUGAUCCAACAGGUCACAGGGCAGGACACGGUCCCAUUUGGAGACUGUGUGCUCUCCACCAUGGAUACCUGUAUUGGUACAGAGAUGUGCGAAGAGUUAUGGCACCCCAUUAGUCCUCAUAGUCAGAUGGGUCUUGAUGGUGUUGAAAUCUUCACAAAUUCCUCUGCAAGCCACCAUGAGCUGCGUAAAGCAGACCAAAGGCUCAGCUUGAUCAAGUCAGCCACCACCAAGAGUGGAGGGAUCUACCUGUAUGCAAAUCAGAAGGGGUGUGAUGGAGACCGACUGUAUUACGAUGCUUGUGCCAUGGUGGCCGUCAACGGGGACAUAGUGGCACAUGGAGCACAGUUUUCCUUGAAUGACGUGGAGGUGAUAACAGCCACCUUGGACCUGGAGGAUGUCCGCUGCUAUAGAGGAGAGUCAUGUCAGCUGCAGAUGGGAAGUGAAUGCAAACCAUGUUAUAGGAUCAAAGUAGACUUUUCUUUAUCCAGUAAUGAUGACAUCUGCCUUCCCACCUACCAACCGAUAACAUGGCACUUGCAUACACCAGAGGAAGAAAUCAGCCUCGGGCCAGCCUGCUGGCUAUGGGACUACCUAAGGAGGAGUGGACAGGCUGGCUUUCUGUUGCCUUUGAGUGGAGGUGUUGAUAGCUCCUCUGUUGCCUGUAUUGUGUACUCGAUGUGUGUACUGGUCUGCCAGGCUGUAGAAAAUGGCAAUAACCAGGUCAUAGAAGAUGUCCGCAGGUUAGUCGGGGAUGACGCCUACCUUCCUCAGCAGCCAAGGGAGCUCUGUGGUCGUAUCUUUACAACUUGCUACAUGGCCAGUGAAAACUCAUCAGCGGACACUUGCAACCGAGCCAAAGAGUUGGCCAGUCAGAUUGGGAGCACACAUAUGGACAUAAAUAUAGACAUGGCAGUAAAAGGCAUUCUGGGGAUCUUCUCACUGGUUACUGGGAUGUGGCCUCAAUUCCGUGCCAGUGGAGGAAGCCACAGGGAAAACUUGGCGCUGCAGAAUGUGCAGGCGAGAGUAAGGAUGGUUCUGGCGUACUUGUUUGCCCAAAUGAGUCUUUGGACUCGAGGAAAACCAGGUGGCUUGCUGGUUCUGGGCUCAGCCAAUGUAGAUGAGAGUCUGACAGGUUAUUUUACAAAGUAUGACUGCUCCAGUGCUGACAUCAACCCAAUUGGAGGGAUUAGCAAAAAUGACCUGAAGGGUUUCCUACUGUAUUGUGCUGAGCAAUUCCAUCUCACCGCACUGAGAAGCAUCUUAGCUGCUCCACCCACAGCUGAACUCGAGCCUCUGACUGAUGGACAGGUGUCGCAGACAGAUGAGGCUGACAUGGGGAUGACCUACUCUGAGUUAUCGGUCAUUGGACGACUACGCAAGAUCUCUAAAUGUGGACCUUUUAGUAUGUUCUGUAAACUCAUUCACUUGUGGAAGGAUGUGCUGUCACCCGCAGAGGUUGCACAAAAGGUGAAGCACUUCUUCAGGAUGUACUCGAUGAACCGCCAUAAGAUGACAACAGCCACGCCAUCCUACCAUGCUGAGAGCUAUAGCCCCGAUGACAACCGGUUUGACCUCCGACCAUUUCUCUACAACACACGCUGGAACUGGCAGUUUCGGUCUAUUGACAGUCAUGUAGCAAACAUAGUAUAACGAAUAAGAACCCGAUUGCCUGUAACAUAAUGUCUUUGGAUGCCAUUAUGAUUUGACUGUCACAGAUGUCAGUAAAAAUAUCAAAAUACUAAGAUGUUCAAUGUCCAGUUACUACAUGUACAGGUCAAAAGAUCACACAUUUGUUGGUUUGGUUUGUCGUAAAAUCUAAGCAGAGUACAACAUGAUGAAUACAUAUUUAAGCAACUGUAUCAACAUUUUCUUUUGUUGUAUAGUAUUGUAACCAAUGCCAUUAAA
Molecule: messenger RNA, 2520 nt
Organism: Syngnathoides biaculeatus (alligator pipefish)
Lineage: Eukaryota; Metazoa; Chordata; Actinopteri; Syngnathiformes; Syngnathidae
Gene: nadsyn1
Product: NAD synthetase 1
Exons: 20
Coding region: 181-2265 (694 amino acids)
Biological process (GO): NAD+ biosynthetic process
Cellular component (GO): cytoplasm
Molecular function (GO): ATP binding; NAD+ synthase (glutamine-hydrolyzing) activity; glutaminase activity
Source: RefSeq, a predicted model, not a curated record